This is a messenger RNA of Marmota flaviventris (yellow-bellied marmot), 13737 nucleotides long. NCBI's taxonomy places the organism in Eukaryota, Metazoa, Chordata, Mammalia, Rodentia, Sciuridae. The record is from RefSeq and is a predicted model, not a curated record.
AUGGACAAAGAGGAAAGGAACAUAAAACCAAGGUUUUUAAAAUAUAAAGUGCGAAAGUACAAAAUUGAUAUACCAUUAGAGACUCAGACAGCUCAAGAACCAGUAAAGGAAACACUGAAAUAUAAAAUGUUUAAAAGGCGGUCUGUACCCUUGAUGUCAGAGAAGACAGAAGAUUUCCUUAAAGAAAGCAUAACUCAACCACAUAUAGUUGCCCCAGAACCAGCUUCCCAAAAAGAGAAAAGGAAAUCCUGGGGAAAACAGGAGCAUACUAAUGCUUAUCCAAAAGCUAGGGAAGUCAGUUUUUUGUCAUAUGACACAACAUAACCAGAAGAUGAUGAUGUCAUAAGACAUAUUACUAGGCUAAGAGAAAAGCUUGGUUGGCAAACUGCCUUAUCACCAAAAGACUUCAAAUAUGAUAAUCCCAAAAUUGCAGUUCAGAAGAUUAUCCUAAAGGAGCCUUUAAAAGAUGAUGGGGAAUUUGUAUAUUGCAUUCCUCGGUAUAAUCCUAACGGCCUUUCCAAUCCAUAUGAUCCUCAAGUAGUCUCUACCCAUAGAGCUAAAAAAUGCAAAGAAUUUUGGAUUAUUACUGCUUCAUUUGUCUCAAAGGUUAUUAAAAUAAGUGACAAUACAGAAGACGUGGAGCUCACACCUGUUUUGGAAUGGCUAUCAGAAAGACAUUUUUACUAUUUAUUACAGCAAUUUAAGAUAUUUUCCAAAUUUCGAAUGAAUAAAGCUUUUGUUAUCUGGAAGUUGAAUGUUAAAAGAAUUAAGAUAGAGAAGAGCAAGACAUUUUUGUACCGCAAUCUUUUUUGGGCUGAUGAGAUAUUUCAAAUCUGUUUGCUUUAUGUAAAAGGACUUUGUGAAGAUGCAAUUAAUCUCAAAAAUGAUAAUGAACACAAAGAUAAUACAUCUGCUAUAUGGCUUGUAAAGCUGGAUACUUCUCGAACAUAUUCUCUAGAUGAAUUUUGUGAAGAACAGUUUCAGCAAACUACUCAGGCACUGAAACAACUUGAAGAUAUUAGGGAUAAAGCAAUUUCAAAAGUGAAAAGUACAAUCUUAAAGGUUGCAGAAAAGAAAGAAAUUAAAGAAUAUUUUGAAUCAAAGUCAUUUGAGGGUGAAACAACACAUUUCAAGCUGUGUACAUAUCGGCAUUUAUUGGAAACAGCUUACAGGUUUAUGAUGCUGAUUGACUGCAUACUUCAGGAACUCAUCCGUCAACUUAUGAACAUUGCAGUCACACUACUUUUGGAAGAAUUUAAUGGUUCUGCUAGAAUGCCACUUUCAGCAGAAAAGAAGAAUGAAAAUCUCAUCGGAACAUUCAAGGACAACUUUUUUCCUGUUGGAAAGAUAACAAACGAUUGCGAUGAACUGGUUAAUUCAAACUCUGAUAGUUUUUCUGUUCAAAACUCAGAAGUAAAAACACACACUGAUAUUAAUGAGGUUUUGAAUGGCAUUAAAGUGGAGACGAAUCUGAGAAAAAUAUAUGCCCCAAUAUUUGAAGUAAAUCUACACUUGAGAACUCCUUCUGAGAGUUAUUCUCCAGAAAAUUCUCAAGAGAACUUUCCUGAGUCUGACCAGGGCCCUGAAAAAUGUAUGACAUGUGAAGAAGAUGAAAUGUCAGAAAAUGAAUAUAAUGUCAAAAAUGACUUAAGUGAAGAACUGCUCCCAAAAGCCAAGGAACCACAAAUAUUUUCUUAUAACUUUGAAGACAUUUCAGGUAAGACAAAUGAGACAUUAACAAUGAGGAGAAAUUUAUUUAUGAAUUAUCAAGUUCCAGAAUUCCCUACAAAUCUCCUUAUAGAUCCCAAUAGAUUAGAGUUUUCAAUAAAAAUCCAAAAUAUGGUGACUACUAUGGAAAACUAUAUAACCAAAAUUACUCCUCUUUACCAAGAUCCCCGCCUGUCUAUCUUUAUUGAUUGGAUUUCAAUUAUGGAUUUAUCCAAAAAAACUAGAUGGCCAGAUUGUCAGCUACUUUUUGAAAUGGAUACUGCCUAUCAAAAUAAAAUUGUGAGUCUCCUGACUGUUAUUGGUGAUUCAAUGGGCCUAGUUAGUGUUUACAGCUACAAGUUUCUAAAAUAUUGUACCAUGGUUGAGAAAGCCAAAGUCAUGAGUAUGAAAAUAUCAUCUUUGAAAGAAUUAUCUUCAGCACAGUUUAAAACUAUUCUACAUACAUUUCGAAACUACUUUCGAUGUGUUUUGACUAUGACCAUUGAGAAGCGAAUUGGUAUUUUCAAUGUUUUAAGUUUUGAUUAUCAAUCAGAAUGCUUACCAUACAUUGAAAACAUCCUACAGAUAACCCACGGCCUCUUGAGAUCUGUAAUUGAGAAAAAAAGUACAAAGCUAUGGAAAAUCAUAGAAUCCGCACUGCGACAGCUGGAAUCCAUGCCCACUGAAGUAGAAGAAUUUGUGGAACACUUCACUUUUUUGGAAGCGAUUUCAUCCAAAAUAUUUCAAUUAGAAGAUGAGUACUUCACAAUUAAUCAGUUGUAUUCUGUUGUGAGACAUUACCAUUUAUAUAUUUCAGAAGAGCAAAUUGCCAUAUAUAAAAUUCUUUUUGGCAAGUUUUGUCAACUAAAAACAACUAUAAAGUUAAAUAAAACAAACAGGGAGGCUGCCAUAACAAAAUUCAGGGAAAAAUUGGAAGCAAAUAUUGCUGGUCUACGAGUGGACGUUAGUAAUUUAAAAGCCAACGUAAGAACUCCUGUUCUGUUUUUUAUUGGUACUGGAGUGCAAACAGCAAUGGAAAUGAUUCGGACUUUCUCAGAGGAAGCUGCAAGUUUGGUUAACAAAAUUAAAACCUACUCAAGCUACCAGGAUCAUUUUGAUGAUCACCAAUAUCAUAUGCAUUCUCUUAAUAUGGAAGAAAUUACAAAUAUUGUGCUCUCAGAAAUCUCUGACAUUGAAUGUGACUUAAGUUUGAGGAAAAUGUUAUGGGAAGCACAAGACGAAUGGGGAAAGUACUUUUGGGAAUGGAAGAAGUGUUCUCUUCAAAGUAUUGAUGUAGAAUUAGUACAGAGAAUUGUUACAAAAUUGCUGAAUAUAAUCAUUGUACUAGAAAAAGGUUUACCUAAAAAUGAUUUGUUAACACAUCUUAAGCAAUCAGUGACAGAUUUUAAACAACAUCUACCAAUCAUCACAGCAUUGGGAAACCCCUGUCUCAAGCAGAGGCACUGGGAGGCUCUCCAGGAGAUUAUUGGAAAGUCAAUUAACCUAGAUAAAAACUGUACUGUGGAGAAUCUUCUAAGCCUCAAGAUAUUUCAGUAUGAAAACAAAAUAAAUGAAAUAUCAAACUCAGCAACUAAUGAAGCUGCUCUUGAAAAAAUGCUAUUCAAGAUUAUCAAUCUUUGGAACACUACUCCUUUACGUGUAGUUCUUCAUCACACAGAGAAGUACUCUAUCCUAAUAAUUUCAUCUAAUUUCAUAGAUGAUAUAUUUGCUCAGUUAGAAGAAUCUCAAAUCUUACUUGCAACAAUUAAAGGAUCUCCCUAUCUCGAACCCAUUAAGGAUCUUGUGAAUGAAUGGGAUCAAUACCUUAAACUCUUUUCUCAUACCCUUGAGGUGUGGAUGAACUGUCAAAAACAAUGGCUUUAUCUUGAACCAAUCUUCCAUUCUUUAGAAAUACAAAGGCAGCUUCCAGCAGAAACAAAACUUUUCUCUGAGGUGCUCUCCCUAUGGAAAGAAAUAAUGUCAAAAAUACACGGCAAACUGGAAGCUUUGCAAAUAACCAUCUCAGCAGGAAUCCUUGAAGUUCUGCAAAAUUGCAAUAGACAUCUUGAGCAUAUAAAGAAAAGUCUAGAGGAUUACCUUGAAAUCAAAAGAACGAUUUUCCCAAGAUUUUACUUUCUUAGCAAUGCUACACUUCUUGAUAUUCUAGGUGGCAGUGGAAAUCCUGAGUCUGUACAGCCCCAUCUUAAGAAAUGUUUUGAAAACAUAAAACGAGUGUUGAUAUGGAAACAAGAAAUUGGCCCUCCUGCUGUAAAAAUGCUCAUAUCUGCUGAAGGAGAAGGUCUUGUGCUGCCAAAGAAAAUUCGUAUAAGAAGUGCUGUAGAACAGUGGCUGGUAAAUGUAGAAAAAGCCAUGUUUGAUGUGCUAAAAAAAUUUGUGAAUCAAGGAGUUGAAGACUGGACCCACCAAAUUUUUUCCCUGUGGGUGGUAUCUCAUCCAGGACAAGUGGUACUCAUUGUGAGUCAUAUCAUGUUCUAUAAUGAUUGUAUCAAAAGUUUUAUGAGUUCUCACUCAAAAGAAAAGCUGGAACAAGUCCAUUCUAAUGUGAUGUGUCAUCUAGAAGAGGCUGCAGAGCUAGUAGUGUUAAAUACUAACACCUCUCGAACAAAAACUGCACUAGGAGCAUUUCUUACUCUUUAUGUCCACUGCAGAGAUAUUGUGAUGGAUCUACUACUUAAAAAUGUCUUCAAUGCAGAAGAUUUUGAGUGGACGAGACAUUUGCAGUAUAAAUGGAAUGAAAAGCAAAAGUUGUGUUACGUGUGUCAAGGAGAUGCCAGUUUUACUUAUGGCUAUGAAUACUUGGGCUGUACCCCAAGGUUGGUUAUUACACCCCUCACAGACCGAUGCCGGCUAACCCUCACAGCAGCGCUACACUUGAAUCUUGGAGGCUGUACUGCUGGUCCAGCUAGUGUAGGAAAAACUGAGACUGUCAAAGAUCUGGCAAAAGCCCUAGGUAAAUAUUGUGUAGUCUGCAGUUGUUCUGAAGAUUUGGAUUAUAAGAUAGUGGAAAAAUUCUUUUUUGGACUAGUUCAGUCAGGUGUUUGGUGUUGUUUCGAUGAAUUCAAUAGAAUUGAUAUGGAAGUUGUCUCCGUCAUUGCCUCACAGAUACAAACAAUUAAGGCUGCAAAAGACAGCUGUUCUGUCAGAUUUGUACUGGGUGGAAAAGAAAUUCGUAUCAGUAUGUCUUGUGCAGUCUUUAUCACCCUGAAUCCUGUCUUUGGAGGUCGAGUAGAACUCCCAGAUAAUUUAAAAUCUCUGUUUCGCCCAGUGGCUAUGAUAGUGCCCCACUAUCAAAUGAUUAUUGAAAUAAUGCUGUUUUCAUUUGGUUUCAAAUCUGCAAAAUCAAUCUCUGGAAAGCUAGCUAGCCUUUAUGAAUUAGCUAGCAAACAGCUCUCACAACAGGAUCAUUAUGAUUUUGGCCUGAGGUCUCUGAAGAGAGUUUUAAUAAUGGCUAAAAAGAAGAAAGAAGAGUUUAAAUGUGACACCAGUGAUAAUCCUUCUGAAGUAGAUGAAACUACAAUUGUUAUAGAGGCCAUAAGAGAAUCUAGUUCAUCAAAAUUCAUUCCUGAAGAUGAUGCACUUUUUGAAAUGAUUAUAGGAGAUUUUUUUCCUGGAGUGAUUGUUUCAAAAGUAAAUCAACUUGCCUUGGAGAAAGUGAUAUAUAUUGCAACACAACAAUUAGGCUUACAACACUGGUCACCUCAGAAAGAGAAGAUCGUUCAGUUUUAUAAUCAACUUCAAGCUUGCGUUGGUGUGAUGUUAGUGGGCCCAACAGGUGGAGGAAAAACAACAGUCAGAAGAAUUUUAGAAAAAGCAUUAAUACUAUUACCAGUUGUAGACAUGUUAUCAAUUAAGCAAAGGGAAUCUUAUUCAAAGAUUUCAGUAAAAAAAGGAAAAGUAGAUCUUUGUGUCUUAAAUCCAAAGUGCAUCACUCUUAAUGAACUAUAUGGACAAUUGGAUCCUAAUACUAUGGAAUGGACUGAUGGCUUAUUAUCAGCAACAUUUCGAAAUUAUGUGUAUUUAAAUACAAAUUACUCAAAGAAAAACAUGGAUAUUGGACUAAAGUCAAGAAUCUCAGGUUUAUCUGCUGUUUUCAAACUUGGUUCCUCUGAUUCAGCAGAUAUUGAUGAUAAUGUUUUUCUGAAUGAGUUAGAGAAAAUUGAAAAAUGUCCACAAAUUCCAAAUUUUGACUGGCAGUGGAUUAUCUUAGAUGGUCCAGUGGAUACUUUGUGGAUAGAGAAUCUAAAUUCUGUGUUUGAUGAAACUAGAACACUGUUCCUAGCAAACAGUGAGAGAAUAGUUUUAACUAGUAAGAUAAGAGUUAUUUUUGAAAUGGAUACUCUCUCUCAGGCCAGUCCUGCUACUGUCAGCCGGUGUGCAAUGAUAUAUAUGGAUCCUGUUGAUCUGGGAUGGGAGCCUUAUGUCAAGUCAUGGCUUUCAAAAACCUCUAAAAUCAUGAAUCAAUCAGGAGUAGAUUGUCUUGAAUUCAUGAUUCACAAAAGUGUCACUGAUGGACUAAAAUUUAUAAAGAAGCAUCAGAAACUUCAGCCAUUUCCUGUACAGGACAUAACAGUUAUCAUAACUCUCUGCAGAAUUCUUGAUGCUUUCUUUGAAUUCAUGAGUAGAAACGGAGGAUUUGGAGAAGGUGAUCCGAAUAACACUUCAACUAAGGAGACAAAAGAUUCUACCAAAUUGAAGGAACCAGAAAAGAGCAAUGAAAAUCUGUGGUAUCUGGAGAAAAAUCCUGAUAAAUUAACAAUAAUGAUUCAAAAGCUUUUUGUGUUUGCUUUUACUUGGGCAUUUGGAGGAAGUUUAAAGCAUGAAGAUGAUACACUAUUUUAUCCAGCUUUUGAGCCUGAUUCUGUUUCGGAAGUAACCUAUGAUUUUGACAAACUUGUACGUGAAUUAUUUGAAGACAAUUCACAAGGAGGUAUCAGUCUACCAACUGGUGAACAGUCUAUCUUUGGGUAUUUUGUGGACAUACUACAAUGUGAAUUCAUACCUUGGUCAGAUUUAGUUCCUAAUAUUCAGACAAUAAUUCAAAGAGGGACUUCAUUACUGACUGACAUUCAAGAAUCUGGUGACAACAUAUUGAAGAUGAUAGAAUGUGGAGAGUACAUUAAUUAUGUUGCUACCAGAGACACAACAUGCCUUUCUUUUCUCAUGAGCCUUCUCUUAAAGAAUUCCUGCCCUGUGCUUCUCACAGGAGAAUGUGGUGUUGGGAAAACUGCUACCAUUAACCAAAUGCUUGAAAAGUUAGAGAACUCCGGAGCAUUUGAUAUAAAAUAUGGGUCAAUUUUAGGAGAUGUCCUAUUACAUAAUGAGAUCAAAAAAUCAAGGUUCCUAAAGCAGAACAUCAGCGUCUUGUUUACUGAAACCCAUAAGAUAUCAAGUAGAAAACAUGAUAAUACUACUAAGAAGCUGUAUGAUAAAACUGAUGAAAGUCAUAAAGGAAUUAUAGUUUCUGCAAUAAAUUUUAGCACCAAUAUGACAGUUGCCAAAAUGAAGGAGAUGAUUCUUAAAAAGUUAGUGAGAAAAAACAAAGACACUCUUGGAGCACCUAAAAACAGCAGGAUUAUAAUAUUUAUUGAUGACAUGAAUACUCCAGGAUCUGAUAUGUAUGAAGCACAGCCACCACUGGAACUGAUCAGACAAUUGUUAGACAUGGGAGGGGUUUAUGAUACUAAAAGAAAUGUAUGGAAGAAUAUUCAAGAUCAUGCUAUAGUUGCAGCCUGUGUUCCUCCAAUCGGUAAAAACAACAUUAGCCCACGUCUCCUCAAGCACUUUUCCAUCCUGGUAUUGCCUCAUCCUCCACAGAGUGCCCUGCGGACUAUUUUCCAGGCUCAUUUGGCAAUGUAUUUCUUCAUCAAUAACUUCUCACCUGAUGUUCAGAAAUAUAAGGAUCAGAUAAUAUCUUGUUCCCUCACUAUGUACUACCAAGUGUGUAAGUGUAUGUUACCGACUCCAACAAAAUGCCACUACAUGUUUAAUCUUCGAGACGUGUUUAAGCUUCUCCUAGGAAUUCUACAAGCUGACAAGACUAUUAUUAACUCCAAAGAAAUGCUUGCUCUACUCUUUGUUCAUGAAGCCACCCGGGUGUUUCAUGAUCGCUUAAUUGAAGCCACUGAAAAAAGCUUUUUCUAUCAGUUGCUUUCAAAGGAACUUGAGAACUAUUUCCAGAUUAAGUGGACUCCAGAAAACCUGAUGAAUGACCCAACUGUAUUUGUGGACUUCUUGGAUAUAAACAAGACUCUUAAAAAAAAAAUCUAUCAGAAUACUAAUGACUAUGAUAAACUUGCCAGCAUACUUAAAGAAUUCCAAAUGAAGUUGGGUUCAACAUCUUUGGAGAUUCCUCAUUCCAUGGUGUUCUUCAAGGAAGCUAUAGAACAUGUCAUAAGAGCUACAAGGGUCCUUCGACAACCAGGGAGUCAUAUGUUACUGAUUGGAACAGAUGGCUGUGGAAAACAAACUUGUGCAACCUUAGCCUGUUAUGUGGCAGAACACAAACUAUACCGAGUGCCUGUAUCUCGCAAUUACGCCUACACAGAAUUCAAAGAAGUCCUUAAAAAGGUGUUUCUUCAAACAGGGUUAGAAGGGAAUGCCACUGUUCUGAUGGUUUCUAACUUAUCCCUAGAACAUAAAUUACUUUUGGAAGAUUUGAGCUACACUGUCAGUUCAGGAAAAAUACCUAACUUGUUUGAAAAUGAAGAGCUGGAUUCUGUCGCAAUGAGGAUUCGAUCUUUGGCUGAACAAUCUGGCUAUGUGGAUGACAGACAAUCUUUACUUGCAUUCUUCCAAAAGAGAAUACAUAAAUAUCUUCAUAUUUUUAUAAUCAUGAGUCCUGCAGGACCUAACCUGCGCCAAAAUUGUAGAGCAUACCCUUCUAUGAUUAGCUCCUGCACAAUGGAUUGGUACCAUAAGUGGCCAGAAGAAGCUCUCCUUCUUGUAGCCAACUCUUUCUUAAUGGAAAAGGUGGAUUUAGAGAACAAAGAGAACUUAAAUGAAAAUUUUGCCCCAACAUGUGUUCAAAUCCACAAAAGCAUAAAUGACUUGAUCCCAAAAUAUUUUCAAGAAACUGGAAGGCAUUAUUAUAUCACUCCCAGAACCUACUUGCAGUUCAUGGAAACAUUUUUAUACAUUUUGAGGUCACAAAAAGAGGAAAUGCAAAUAAAGAGGUGCCGUUUCCACAUAGGUCAAUCCAAGAUCCUGGAAGCAACCACACUAGUUACAGAAAUGCAGGAGGAGCUCUUGAUUCUUGGCCCUAAAAUCGAACAGAAAACAAAGGAAAUAGAAGUUCUGAUGGAAAAACUUGAGAAAGAUUCACAAGUAGUUGAGAAAGUUCAGAUACUUGUUAAACAGGAUGAAGAAAUUAUGGCAGAAGAAGUAAGAAUUGUGGAAGAUUAUGCUCAGAAAACUGCGAAUGAACUAAAAAGUGUGCUACCAGCUAUAGAAAAUGCAAUUGUUGGUCUAAAUGCCCUGGAUAAAUCUGAUGUUGCUGAAUUAAGGGUGUACACAAAGCCUCCCUUCCUUGUGCUGACUGUCAUGAAUGCAGUAUGUAUUCUUCUGCAAAAGAAACCUAACUGGGCAACGGCAAAGCUGCUUCUUUCAGAAACUGGUUUUCUAAAGAAACUGAUUAAUCUUGACAAGGACAACAUACCUGAUAAGGUUUUCCUGAAACUGAAAAAAAUUUUAAGCUUGCCUGAUUUCAACCCAACCAAGCUUGCUCUGAUUUCUGUUGCUUGCCGCUCAAUGUGCCAGUGGGUUAUAGCUUUGAACGACUACCAUGAAGUACAGAAGGUGGUAGUCCCUAAACAAAACCAAGUGGCUGAAGCUCAAAGUGUUCUUAAAAUUGCACAACAAAGGUUGGCUGAAAAACAGAGAGGUUUGCAGCUGAUUGAAGAACACUUGCAGUUUCUGCAGGCGGCUUACAAAGAUAUUGUUGCUGAAAAACAACUAUUAGCAAAUCGGAAAAAAUUGGUCACCAAGCGCUUGCAAUGUGCAGCUAUUUUGCUGACUGUCCUAGACGAGGAGAAGGCUCGGUGGCAAGAAAUAAUCAAUCACAUCGAUAACAAGCUAGAGAGGAUCCUGGGUGACAUGCUGCUAUCAGCAGCAUGCAUCGUCUACAGUGGAGUUUUAACACCAGAAUUCCGCCAGCUGAUUGUGAAUAAAUGGGAGAAAUUUUGCAUUGAAAACAACAUUUCCUUGUCUUCCAACUUUUCUUUAAUUGAAGCGAUGGCACAAGAACCUGAGAUACGCCAAUGGCAUAAUCAGGGGUUACCUCUUGGUCAGAACUCAAUAGAGAAUGCCAUCUUGAUCAAGAAUUGCCAGCAGUGGCCACUGAUGAUUGACCCACACAAGCAAGCACACAACUGGAUCCAACAGAUGGAAGGAACUGGGCUGCAAGAGCUCUCUGCUGAGGAUAACAAUUACUCCAAAAAGAUUGAAAAUGCUAUGAAAACAGGAGAGAGUGUCUUCUUGAAGAAUCUCCCUGAAACAUUUUCUCCAGGCUUGAUGGCAAUUCUGAAGAAGGAUAUCUAUCAGAAAAGAGGGCAAUAUUUCAUAAGAAUUGAUGACUGUGAGAUUGAAUACAAUUCCAAAUUUAGGUUAUACUUAUCUACAGAAAUAGACAAUCCCCAUUUUCUUCCAUCAGUUUAUAAUUUUGUUACUAUGAUCAAUGUCAUAGUAACAUUCCAAGGUUUGCAAGAUCAACUCUUAUCUACUAUAUUAAGUCAUGAAGUUCCUCAUUUAGAAUAUCAACGCUUCCAGAUUUUAGACAGUACUUCUCUUGGUGCUAUAACUAUUGAAGAACUGGAAGAAGAAACAUUGAACUUACUACAGAAAUCACAAGGAUGCAUAUUAGAUGAUGAGGAAAUGGUAGAUACCUUAAGAAAAUCCAAAAUAAUUUCAAAUGAAAUUUCAAGACGCAAUGAAGCAACAGAAAAAGAAAAAAGUGAAAUGCAAGCAACAUAUAAAAAUUACCUCCCCAUUGCUACUCGAGGUGCCCUGCUCUACUUUCUAGUGGCUGAUCUAACACAAAUCAACUGCAUGUACCAGUUCUCCCUGGACUGGUUUCAUCAGGUUUUUGUUUUAUCAGUAGUUUCCAAAAACAAAGAACAGGAAAGUGGCUUGAAAAGAGAGAGAACAUCUCUGAAUCAAAUAUCUCAUUUGAUUAUGAAUACCUCAGAAGAACCUAACUUGGUGAGAGAAAAAAAUUGUUUAGACAAGCAUGUUAAAAAUGCAGUAGAUGUGUUGACAAGAAAUAUUUUUAAGGUGGUUUCUUCAGCUCUGUUUAAUGAACAUAAACUCUGCUUCUCCUUUCGGCUUUGCACUGCAAUCAUGCAAAAUAAUGCUAAUGGAAAUCUAAUGCAGGAUGACAUUGGAUUCCUAUCAGAAAAAGAAUGGAAUACCUUUUUAUAUUCUGGCUUAUUGAUAAAUAUUAAAAGUGUACUACCCAAGCCUAGACUUAAUAGUAUAUUUGAAAUAUGUAAAGAUCAUCAUCUUCAGUGGCUGCCAGAUUCAAGGUGGAAGCAAUGCCAAUAUGUCAGCAGCCAGCUGGAACCAUUUUUACUCCUGUGCGAAUCUCUUGUAUCAAAUAUACCACAAUGGAAUGCUUUUAAGAACAGCAAGGCUAUAUAUUCUCUAAUUAGCACACCAUUCUGUCCAGAAAAUGAUUUAUCAGAGGAAAGUAGGAAAUCACCAGGAGAAAGUGAACUUUUGAGUGAAAAUGAAGAAAUGUGUAAUCCUACAACUUUUCCCUGGGAGAAACUCACUCCAUUUCAAAGACUUAUUUUGAUAAAAAUUCUUAGACCAGAACAUUUAACCAGUGCAGUGAGAACAUUUGUAACUGAAAAAAUGGGAAGUGAAUUUCUUCAUGGAGCCGGAAUUAAUUUGAAAGAAUCAUAUGAAGAAUCCACUGCCAAAACUCCAUUGAUCUUUAUUCACUCCAAUGGAAUUGACCUCACCAAUAUUCUCCUGAGAUUUGCACAAGAAUUAAAAGGAACAACGGAACACGUGACCAUGAUUUCCUUGAGUCAUGGCCAGGCAACCAAAGCAGAAGACCUCAUUGUUCAGGCACUAACUAAAAGGCAUCAAUGGGUCUUCCUGCAGAACUGCCACCUUGCAGGGUCAUUCAUGCCAAGGCUCUGCACCAUUGUUGAAUCACUUAAUAGAAGAAAUGUGACAUUAGACCCUGAAUUUAGGCUCUGGCUAAGUUCAAAGACAGACAGUUCUUUCCCAGCCCCCAUCCUUCAAAAGAGUAUCAAGAUUGCCAUGGAACCUACCCAGGGACUGAAAAGCAAUUUGCUUCAAAUGUUUGGUGGAAGUGGAGAGGUGACAGAAGAGAUAUUUGAAAACCCCAACUGUGGACAAUGGUGGAAAAAACUAUUAUUCAACCUAUGUUUUUUCAAUGCUGUGAACAAUGAAAGAAAAAAUUAUGGUACAUGGGGCUGGAAUAUUGCUUAUAAAUUUAUUUCUUCAGACUUGGAGUUUUCCAUAAAGGUCUUGGCAAAUGUCCUGAGUAAAGAGUCUGAAAUUCCGUGGCCAUCUGUGCGCUACUUGAUCGGGGAAGUGAUUUAUGGCAGCCGGGUUACUGAUAUCUGGGACAAGCGAUGCUUAAAGACACUCCUCUACAAAUUUUGCAAUCCUGAAGUGCUGAAAGAUGACUUCAGUUUCUCUAGUGAUGCGAUGUGUCAACCCAUACCAGAAUCUGCAAGCAUAAAAGACUGCAUACACAUUAUCGAGUCCUUACCCGAAGAUGAUUCGCCCGAGAUCUUAGGAAUACACCCUGAGGCCCAAAGGAGCAUCAGGGAGAUCCAGGGCCAGAAGUUCAUCGAAAAUCUCAUUGCCCUGCAACCAAAAACUACCACCGACAAACUCACGAUCAAUCCUCAUCAGAGUAAUGAUGAACUCAUGAUAGAAAUUGUAUCUGACCUACUGAAGCGGCUGCCGCUGACAGUGGAGAAAGAAGAGUGUCCCAGCACAUUGAAAAGUCUCCUGUCCAGCUCCAUUUGGGAGUCUCUCUAUAAAAAUAUCAAAGGCCAUGAUCCCCUUAUCCAUUGUGUCUUAAUAGUCUUUUUGAACCAAGAAAUAGGACGAUUUAAUAAGCUAUUAAGUGUCAUACAUAAAUCUUUAAAAGAUCUUCAACUUGCUCUAAAAGGAGAGAGCAUCCUCACUCAAGAACUGGAAGAAAUAUACGACUCUCUUCUCAAUACAAAAGUUCCCUUACUGUGGCAGAAAUAUGCCUACAAGUCAUGCAGGUCCCUAAGUUCCUGGGUUAAUGAUCUCAUGCAGCGACUGGAUUUCUUCAAUACCUGGGCCAAAGUGGCUUACACUGCAAUACAUCGUCGGUACAUGAGAUUCAUCACAUCUUCAAAUGAAACUGCUUUAUCACCUAGUCAAAGCUUCACAUACCUUCCUGAAUCAGAGUCUGAUUUCUUUGAAGGAUUUCCUGCAAGAUACUGGCUCCCAGCUUUCUUCUUCCCACAAGCCUUUCUUUCUGCUGUGCUUCAAGACUAUGGAAGAGCCCAAGGAAUCUCUAUGGAUGGCCUCACUUUUACCCACCAUGUGAUUUCUGACACCAGUGACAUCAAAGAUGAGGAGCUCUCCAUAAUUAUCCAAAAGAAGCUCAACACAGUCAGGAGAGCAUUUAAGGGCUUGGAUUCCUCUCAUGAAGGAGUUCAUAUUUUUGGCUUAUUCCUUGAGGGAGCACGAUGGAAUCAUGAACAAAAUAUACUAGAAGACUCGCUGCCUCUUGAAAUGUGUUGUGACUUUCCCGACAUAUACUUUAUGCCAACAAAGAUUUCUACUGAAACACCCAAUGCUUCUAACCAGACAGAUUCAGAACUCUAUACUUUUGAAUGUCCAAUUUACCAGACACCUGAGAGGUCAAGAAUUUUUAACACUGGUACUAGUCUACCAACAAACUUUCUGACAUCAGUGUAUUUAUCAACGGCGAAACCUCCUAGUCACUGGAUCACCAUGCAGGUGGCAUUGCUGUGUGAGAAGAAUGAAUGA